CGGUGCUCAGACUGCCGUUACUACUCCAUCCAGUUUUCUUUGGGUGGGCAGAGCGUGUCCGUGUGCGGGCACUACCCACCCCUGCACCCCCGGUAACGCCCAUGAUGUGGACUUUGAUCUGGUUACAGUUCUCAUUUUUGUGGUACUGUAAAUCCACAAUUUUGAAUAAGAUCUGGCCAAGGUUUCUGAAUAUUAGUAGUGGACCUCUCUGUGUUGCUGCCUGGAUGGAUUCCAAAAAAUCCAUGAAGUGGGCCGAUCUUUCAAUGACUCCCGGGCCACUGCGCCUAAUUCUAAAUCCUAAAUUGGACACGAGGUACCCCAGGAGUAUAUCUGUCUGAAUGCGGUUCUUUCCCUUCCCAUAGCCAAAAAACAAUUCGACUCCAGAGGGUUACACAGUUGGGCCGUAUUGUGUCACGCUCAGCUAAAUGUCUUCAAAACAAACAAGCAUACAUACAUGUUUUCAUGAGGUAAGAUUAAGCUAUCGUCGGAGGAUAACGUAUGAGCUGUCUUGCCUAAAAUGCUUGAGUAGAGGUAAGAGCAUUCAUAAAACCUGAUAUCAAAGUUGUACUUAUCGAAUAUUAUAUCUUACAAGGAUGUCAUCGCUAUAACAUCUAAGUAUUGGUGUUUGAUGAGCUAAAGUUAGCUAACUUCAUGUCUUUGUUCUCUUGUUGAGUAAACACAGCAUCAUAGAAAGUGCCUUGAACUUAUUAUUGUUUUUAUUUGUUGUACAAUUUUGUGAAGAGACCAUAAUGUUCCAACCCUUUGCUUUGAUGUAAGCGUUGAACCUACGUGUAUGCUUUUGCCCCAAUAGCUUGCUACGAUGUUUUGUAUUUUCAAUAUAACUCUAAUAUACCCUACCCACCGACGUCACAAAACCACGUGCUCGCUGUGUGGUUCCGGCCACUUGUCCGUCAUUUUGUCUCUGUAUUAGCAUUGUUUUCAAUUGAUCGAGGAAUUUAAAAUGCAUUUCAUGGAAGACCCGGUGCUUUCUGAUGCCGUAAACUCACUGGAUGUGUUGCAUAAAAGGCGUUAUGUGGAAAAUCUUCGUUCUAUACAGUCGCCAGAUCCAUAUUUGAUGCCCAAAUCGAUGUUUUUCGACCCACUGUCUUCGCCCUGUCUGCCUGACAUCUGCUACGCUGAUAUUUACAAUUAUCUUGUCCACACAAAAUCAGCCUAUUCCCACGAAAAUUUGAAAAACUUCAAGAGCUUGGAGGCUUAUAAAUACUUCGUUGCUGGUUGGGUGAAACAGGUCCUCGUCCACGAAAAUUCGGCAGGAAUCUAUCUUGUGCUUGGAAAGAUGGCGUCCCACCACCUCAGGGAAGGCAGAGAUAAGGGCUGAGAUGAGUGAUGUGCAUCCUGUUAAAUGGCCUUCUCUCAAAGUCUACUUCAAACAGAAGAUUUUGAUACCUUCACCUUUGGAGAAAUAGCAAUGGAGAAACAAAAAUUAUGAAUUUUCUUACCUGGAACUGCGUCCACGUUAGUCUGUCCUGGAUGAUCAGCAAACGGACCUGAUGACCCAGGCAUGCUGACUGGAUCAGAACGCAAGGACUGCAUCCUAAAAAUUCCCAAACAAAUUCUAAAUUGUAUAUUGAUUCCAUUAAGCAUAAAGAGUUAAGCCUCAAAUGAUCACACCCUGACCAUAUUUGUGACCUGCAAUAGCAAAAUGAGAUAAAAUGCAAACAUGAUUUGUGGGUGACAAAUUUUGGAAAUGACAUUUCCUCAUUAAACAUUCCAUAAACAAAGUUACAUGAUCAUGAAAUAAACAUCUCAUCAACAUCUUUGUUAAAAAACUUGCAUUUUUUUAAAAGCAAGAUGUCAGUUAUUUCAAAAUAUAGCGCAACAAUCCUUCAUUUCCCGAACAUUUUGGUAAACAUCCACUGGGGAAUCCCCAAUUAAUGAAGAUUGGCUUUUACCAAUUUUAAUAACUCUAGGUCCCUAUGAACUAAAAUUUCCAGGGAAUACAUUAAGGUGGGCAUAGAAUUCAUAAUGUAUUGACAGGACACGGGGUGCGGGGCUGAUUCAUAGGGGUCCUAGCUCCAUCAAAGCUGACCGAAUUGAAACACAGACAAAGAGCUUUUUCCAUUGAAAAUUCUUGUCAAUAAAUGCCAAAAUCCCUGAAUUCUUAAUAGAUAUGGACAUAUAAAAGUUUUGAUUCUUGGUCAAAAGCAACAAAGAAAACCGUGCAGGUAGCAUUUAUUUUAUGUAAAUAUUGCGAGGUAUGAGGCUAGUCAGUAAGGAAAUUAGCAGCCGCCAUAUGUAAAGAAAGAGCUUUUCCGUUGAAAAUUCUUGUGAAUAAAUGCUUUGAAUUCUUUAUAGAUAUGGACGUAAAACAGUCAUAAUUCUUGGUUGAAAGAUAAAAAAAAAAACAAAAAAAAACAACAACAAAAACUUGCAGGUAGCAUUUAUUUGACGUAAAUAUUGCGAACUACAGUAUGAGGCUAGUCAGUAAGCAAAUUAGCUGCCACUAUAUCACGGACAAAGAUCUUGUUCCGUUGAAAAUUCUUGUGAAUAAAUGCUUAAAUCCCUGUAUUCUUUACAGAUAUGGAUGUAAAACAGUCUUGAUUCUUGGUUAAAAGAAAUAAAAAAAAAUGUGCAGUUAAUAUUUAUUUUACGUAAAUAUUGCAAACUAUGAUGCUAGUCAGUAAGCAAAUUAGCGGCCGCCAUAAGUAAACAAAGAGCUUUAUCCGUUGAAAAUUCUUGUGAAUAAAUGAUUGAAUCCCUGAAUGGUAUAUAGAUAUGGAGGUAAAACCAGGGGUGAAAGUGGCUAGAAUUUCUUGCCGGAACUCCCCGACGUGAAGGUUGUCACAGAGCCAGAAAUGUAUUUUUCUUUCUUUUUUGGGGGGUGGAGGAGGGGGGAAACCUCCUAAAACUACUGAAAUGCAAAGAAAACUGUGAUUUGCAAAAUAAAAGUUAUCAAAAACAGCAAUAACCCCAACCUCCAUCUCCUAAUUUUUAGUUUCCCUCAUUUCCUCACAUACUAAAUGCCAAAUCUCAAUUUUAACUACUUAAGAACAUAGGAUGUAUCAUGUGUAUGGAUUUAUAUUAAAAUUGAAAUUAAUGUAAACAUUUACUUUUUUUUUUUUUUUUUUUAAUAAAAUUUAGGUAACAUACAGUCAGGAAAAUAAGUACAACUAACAUAUAUUAUGCAGAGUGAAAUGAAAUAUAUUUUGAAGAUCGCGCAAACAUUUUUUUAAAUCAUAAGGAAAUGAAUAAGUAGCCUAACAUAAAUGAACAAAUAUAGGUCCAAAGUGCACAUUGACAGCUAGGAUGUUCUGAUCCUCCCCAUCAGAGCAAAUAAAACUAAAUAUGAUAAAUAAGCCUCCUCAUCUCUUUCCUUGCUUUUAAAGAUUUGAUCCAUUUUAUAUUGCAUUACCCUUUUUUGUCGCAUCAAUUCAACAACUUUUUUUUUUUUUUUGCUUUCCCAGACAUUAUGUACAUUUGAACCAAUCAGAGCUAACUAUCUCUGCUGAUUACAUGUCAGUAUGUCAGCCAAUUGAACAGAUAAAUGAGUCCAGCUGUUUUGCUUUGCUGCAUGCAUUUGCAAAUUGACGUGCCCCAUCACUGUCAGACUUAGAUAACUGCAGCAGCUGGGGAAACCUCCAUGCCGUCCGUGGAAUAAAAUAAAUAAUAAAUAUUGGUGGAAACGGAUUAUGCUACACAAGCACUUUUUUAUGCUUGUUGUUAACACUUGUGUAUGUAAAUCUGAUGUAGGUAGAUUGUUUCCUUCUUGGAGGUGAAAUGCAUGUGUGGCGGCUUAGCAUUUUUUAGCGUUUUGACAGUUGCCGUCAUAUUUUCGUAAUCAAAGCACCGUGUACCGGAACAGCAUUCCGGCCCUGAAUCUUAUACCGGAACUGUGUUCCGGCCCUGAAUCUUAUAUCGGAACUGUGUUCCUGACCGUUCUGGCCCACUUUCACCCCUGGAUAAAACAGACUCGAUUCUUCGUUAAAAGCAAAAAAAAGUGUGCUGGUAGCAUUCAUUUUACAUAAAUAUUGCAAACUAUGAGGCUAGUCAGUAGCCGCCAUAUCACAGACAAAGAGGUUUUUCUGUUGAAACUUUUAGUGAAUAAAUGCUUAAAUCCCUGAAUUCUUUAUAGAUAUGGACACGAAACAGUCUCGAUUCUUGGUUAAAAGCGAAAAAAGAAAAAAAAGAAAAAGAACGUGCAGGUAGCAUUUAUUUUACGUAAAUAUUGCAAACUAUGAGGCUAGUCAGUAAGGAAAUUAGUAGCCGCCAUAUGUAAACAAAGAGUUUUUUCCGUUGAAAAUACUUGUGAAUAAAUGCUUAAAUCCCUGAAUUCUUUAUAGAUAUGGACGUAAAAUAGUCUCGAUUCUAGGUCAAAAGCAAACGUACGUAAGGCCAAUGCUGCAGCGGCUAAUUUCUCCACAUUGAUUUCUUCCACAAUGUGAAAGAAAUCAAUGACCGAAAUCAGUGACCGACUGCUAAUAAAUGAAGCGGAGUGUGGUACGGCCCCCUUUGGGAAGGCGUGACGCAGUGAAUGGCGAAUGUGUCACAUCAAUACAUUAUGAAGUCUGUGAGGUGGGUAACACUUUAUUUGACAGCGGAGUCAUACAACUAGUUAGCCCCCCAGCGAGCCCCGUGCAGCCGGGGGAAAAUUAAGGACGGAUUUGUGACUGUACGGGGGAAGCGCAGUGGUAAACGCACAACCUUAGCGCACCAGCAGCUUCACGUCAGCAAUAGGUUUGCCCCCCUCAGCGACACACCGGCUGAACCAGACACUCUCGUAAUUGGAAGCUCCAUAGUUGGAGACGUGAAGCACCCGGCGGUGUCUGUCAGGUGUUACCCAGGGGCCAGAAUCGGUGACAUCGAAGGAAACCUCAGGCUCUUAAAGCAGAGUAGGAAGAGGUUCCGCCGUAUCGUGAUUCACGCAGGCGGUAACGACGCCCGGCGGAGACAGUCUGAGGUGCUUAAAUUAAACGUAGCCUCGGUGUGUAAACUUGCUAAGUCGAUGGCGGACACCGUAGUUUUCUCUGGUCCUCUGCCUAAUUUGGUCAAUGAUGAGAUGUACUCUAGAUUCUCAUCAUUUAACCGCUGGUUGUCUAGAUGGUGCCCAGAAAACGAUAUAGUCUUUGUUGAUAACUGGCACGCGUUUUGGGGCAAGUCCGGGCUCAUGCGCCGAGACGGCAUUCAUCCGACUUGGGACGGUGCUGCUCUCUUAACUCGAAAUUUGGCCGCCAAACUAAGUCUCCCAAAGUGACACUUCAGAGUGGGGGCCCGGGCGCAGUGUUGUAGUGUAAAACACAACUCUGUUAGUAGUGACCACUCGCCUCUUUCCGAGCUGUCACAAAUCCAAAAUUCAGGACAGAAGAUAGAGACUGUGUCCGUGCCUCGUAUAGUGAACAGGGGAAAACAGAGUACUAUAGGAAUGAGACCAAAGAAUUUAAUACAUAUAGCCCCUGAUAGCAGUGAAAAUAAAAUAGCUCUUAAUAAAUAUAUAAAAUGCGGAUUAUUAAACAUCAGGUCAAUCUCGCCCAAAUCUCUGUUAGUUAAUGACUUAAUUGGGGAUUAUAAUAUUCAUAUUUUGGCCCUGACUGAAACUUGGCUUCAGCAGGAUGACUUUGUUAGACUUAAUGAAUCCACACCCCCAAGUCACGUGAAUUUUCACACAGCUAGAAGCACGGGCCGUGGAGGGGGGGUGGCAGUAAUAUCACACUCUUGUUUAGGUAUGAGCCCAAAGAGUAAAUCUAAUUACAUUUAUAACUCCUUUGAAAGCCUAGCACUAUCAAUUAUAGACGCUAACUGGAAGAACCAAAAACCAGUUCUUUUCAUAGUGGUUUACCGUCCCCCUGGUCCCUACUCACAGUUUUUGUUAGAUUUCUCUGACUUUUUAUCUAGUAUUUUGCUAAGCUGGGAUAGAAUUAUAAUUGGAGGGGAUUUUAAUAUACAUGUUGACGAUGAAGGUGACUCCCUUGGUAAGGCCUUUAAUGACCUACUAGAUGGGACUGGCUUCAUUCAAAAUGUAAAUAAACCAACUCAUAGUCACAAGCACACCCUGGACUUGAUUUUAACCUACGGUACGGAGAUUAGUGAUCUUAGUGUCCAUCCUCACAACCCCGUACUGUCUGAUCAUUUUCUAAUUACCUUUCAGUUUGUGCUUCAAGAUAAUCCGCCACUAGUGACUAGAACUCAGAUGAAAAGGACAUUAGGUGAUCGCUCUGUUUCAGAGUAUAAACAGAUAAUUCAGCCUAUAUUUGCCUCCAUGUCAUCUAAUUAUGAAGGAAUAAUGUCCGGCCUUGCUGUUAAUGACGAGUUUGUUGAUCGUGUUAUGUUUACGCUUCGUACUACCCUCGAUGUCGUCGCUCCCUCCAAAGUUUGUCAAGCCGAGACGAGCCUCUCCCUGGUAUAAUGCUGAAACACGCUCUCUUAAACAAUCGACACGUAAAUUAGAAAGACUUUGGCGCCGUUCCAACACAGAGCACACCCUCUCUGCCUGGAAACACAGCUUAGU
Messenger RNA from Corythoichthys intestinalis (scribbled pipefish), 6463 nucleotides. RefSeq lists its product as uncharacterized. The transcript is spliced from 4 exons. Lineage: Eukaryota; Metazoa; Chordata; Actinopteri; Syngnathiformes; Syngnathidae. The record is from RefSeq and is a predicted model, not a curated record. Gene Ontology annotation, molecular function: catalytic activity. Bases 5381 to 6361 code for a protein of 326 amino acids.